AAAUGGGAUUUAUUUCCAAGGAGAAAGGACUGGCUCUGGAGACCCAGCUCCAUCCCUUCCCACUUGGGUGACCUCAGGGUCCCUGCUCACACCUGCUGCCUCAUCAAUCCCUCAAGAGCUGUGCGCGUCUUUGUCCCCUCCAACCACGGCCUGUGGAGCCCGCGGCACCAUGAUCGCGACCAAGGAGAAGAAUAAAACCCCAAAGGACAGCAUGACGCUUCUUCCCUGCUUCUACUUCGUGGAGCUCCCCAUAGUGGCGUCCUCCGUCGUGUCCCUCUACUUCCUGGAGCUGACCGACCUCUUCAAGCCGGCCAAGGUGGGUUUCCAGUGCUAUGACCGCACGCUCUCCAUGCCCUACGUGGAGACCAACGAGGAGCUCAUCCCGCUGCUCAUGCUGCUCAGCUUGGCCUUUGCGGCCCCUGCGGCCUCGAUCAUGGUCGGCGAGGGCAUGCUGUAUUGUCUGCAGUCCCGGCUGUGGGGCCGCGGCGGGGGCCCAGGCGGGACCGAGGGCAGCAUCAACGCGGGGGGCUGCAGCUUUAACUCCUUCCUGCGGCGCACGGUGCGGUUUGUGGGCGUCCACGUGUUCGGCCUGUGCGCCACCGCCCUGGUGACCGACGUCAUCCAGCUAGCCACCGGCUACCACGCGCCCUUCUUCCUGACGGUCUGCAAGCCCAACUACACGCUGCUGGGCACGUCGUGCGAGGCCAACCCCUACAUCACGCAGGACAUCUGCUCCGGCCACGACACCCACGCCAUCCUGUCUGCACGGAAGACCUUCCCGUCACAGCACGCCACGCUGUCCGCCUUCGCUGCGGUCUACGUGUCGAUGUACUUCAACUCGGUCAUCUCGGACACCACCAAGCUGCUCAAGCCCAUCCUGGUGUUCGCCUUCGCCAUCGCGGCAGGCGUCUGCGGCCUCACCCAGAUCACGCAGUACCGCAGCCACCCGGUGGACGUCUACGCGGGCUUCCUCAUCGGGGCUGGCAUCGCAGCCUACCUGCCCUUGCCUCACCCCCAGGCCUGCCACGCUGUGGGCAACUUCCAGGCCCCAACUGCAGAGAAGCAGAUGGCGCUGGCCCCUGCCAAGGAUGCGCUUCGGGCUCUGACCCAGCGGGGCCACGACUCCGUGUACCAGCAGAACAAGUCCGUGAGCACGGACGAGCUGGGCCCGCCGGGGCGGCUGGAAGGCGUGCCCCGGCCCGUAGCCAGAGAGAAGACAUCACUGGGCAGCCUAAAGCGGGCCAGUGUGGACGUGGACUUGCUGGCCCCGCGCAGCCCCAUGGGCAAGGAGAACAUGGUCACUUUCAGCCACACGCUGCCCCGCGUCAGCACGCCCUCCCUGGAUGACCCCGCUCGCCGCCACAUGACCAUCCACGUGCCCCUUGACGCCUCCCGCUCCAAGCAGCUCAUCAGUGAGUGGAAGCAGAAGUCGCUGGAGGGCCGUGGCCUGGGGCUGCCCGACGAGGCCAGCCCCGGGCACCUGCGGGCACCUGCGGAGCCCAUGGCGGAGGAGGAGGAAGAGGAGGAGGAGGAGGAGGAGGAAGAGGAGGAAGAGGAGGAGGGCGAGGAAGGCGGUCCGGCCCCACCCUCACUCUACCCCACGGUCCAGGCCCGGCCGGGUCUGGGGCCUCGGGUCAUUCUCCCCCCGCGAGCUGGGCCCCAGCCGCUGGUGCACAUCCCCGAGGAGGGGGCGCAGGCGGCCGCGGGCCUGUCUCCCAAAAGCAGUGCGGCCGUGCGGGCCAAGUGGCUCAUGAUGGCAGAGAAGAGCGGGGCGGCGGCGGCCGCGGCCUCCGCACAACCCCGCGUGGCCAACCCCCCGCGGCUGCUGCAGGUGAUCGCCAUGUCCAAGGCGCCGGGCGGGCCUGGCCCCAAGGUGGCGGAGACCGCCUCGUCCUCCAGCGCCAGCUCCGAUUCCUCGCAGUACCGCUCGCCGUCGGACCGCGACUCGGCCAGCAUCGUCACCAUCGACGCGCAUGCGCCCCACCAUCCCGUGGUCCACCUGUCCGCGGGUAACGGGCCCUGGGAGUGGAAGACGGCCGGCGGCGCGGCCAAGGGGGUGGAGGGCGAGGGCGGCUACGAGCUGGGGGACCUGGCCCGCGGCUUCCGCGGGGGGCCCAAGCCGCCAGGUGUGUCCCCCGGCUCGUCCAUCAGCGACGUGGACCAAGAGGAGCCGCGGUUCGGGGCCGUGGCCACGGUCAACCUGGCCACCGGCGAGGGGCUGCCCCCGCUGAGCGUGGCUGACGGCGCGCUGGGGCCGGCCAGCCGCGAGUCCACGCUGAGGCGCAAAGCCAGCGGCCUGGUGCUGGGCGAGCGGGAGGCCGCGGGCGAGGCGGAGGCGGAGAGCUACUACCGCAAGAUGCAGGCGGCCCGGAGGUUCAAGGACUGAUGGGGGGCUGGGAGGCCGC
This is a messenger RNA of Leptonychotes weddellii (Weddell seal), 2405 nucleotides long. RefSeq names its product phospholipid phosphatase related 3 (gene PLPPR3). The record is from RefSeq and is a predicted model, not a curated record. Gene Ontology annotation, cellular component: plasma membrane. Gene Ontology annotation, molecular function: phosphatidate phosphatase activity. Gene Ontology annotation, biological process: signal transduction; phospholipid metabolic process; phospholipid dephosphorylation. Lineage: Eukaryota; Metazoa; Chordata; Mammalia; Carnivora; Phocidae.